Molecule: messenger RNA, 2874 nt
Organism: Chelonus insularis
Lineage: Eukaryota; Metazoa; Arthropoda; Insecta; Hymenoptera; Braconidae
Gene: Hrs
Product: Hepatocyte growth factor regulated tyrosine kinase substrate
Exons: 9
Coding region: 248-2668 (806 amino acids)
Biological process (GO): receptor internalization; endocytic recycling
Cellular component (GO): early endosome
Molecular function (GO): metal ion binding; phosphatidylinositol binding; ubiquitin binding
Source: RefSeq, a predicted model, not a curated record
UCUCGAAAUGGUCGUCGUGCAAUGCGAUACAGAAUAAAUUUUUACGGUAAAAAAUCGAUCUAUGUAAACUUUGGGUGGCAUCAUUAGUGGCAUAUCUGUCUACAUGUUACAUAUUUUACAGCAUACGUCGUAUAUUUACAGUCGUGUACCACUGUAGGUGAUUCACGUGACAAUUGUCAAAUGUCAAAGGACAAUUAACCUGGAAGAGUUUUUUAAAUUUCCUGUUGAAACUUGGAUUUAUCAUAGAAUGUUUCAAAAAUCGCCAAAUUUUUAUACUCUACUCGACAAAGCUACAAGCCAUUUGCUCCUUGAUCCUGACUGGCCAAUCAUCCUCCAAAUUUGUGAUCUCAUACGACAGGGAGACAUUCAACCUAAAGCUGCUCUUGCUGCAAUAAAAAAGAAAAUUACUAAUCCUAAUCCUCAUGUUGCUCUCUUUGGCCUACUGGUUUUAGAAUCAUGUGUAAAAAAUUGUGGAAGUCUUAUCCACGAUGAAAUUGGAACAAAACAGUAUAUGGAACAACUGAAAGAAUUAGUAAAAACUACAACCCAUGACGAUGUUAAAGUUAAAGUUCUAGGAUUAAUCCAAGCAUGGGCAUUUGCAUUUAGAAACAGUCCUAAAUAUACCGCAGUUAAAGACACGAUGAAUAUAAUGAAAGCUGAAGGCUAUAUGUUUCCAGAGCUAAAAGAAAGCGAUGCAAUGUUUAGUGCAGAUACAGCACCACCAUGGGCUGAUGGUGAAGUCUGUCAUCGAUGUCGUGUAAUUUUUAAUAUGAUGCAAAGAAAGCAUCACUGCAGAAAUUGUGGUCAAGUUUUUUGUGGACAAUGUUCAAGCAAAACAUCGAUUCUACCAAAGUUUGGAUUUGAAAAAGAAGUGAGAGUUUGCGACGCUUGUUAUGCUCAGCUAAAUAAACCAAGUACAGCGUCAACCAAGGAGACUGAUUUACCAGUAGAAUAUUUGAACAGUACCUUGUCUCAACAACAACAGGUACCACCCAGAAAAACAGAAGAAGAAUUGAGAGAAGAAGAAGAGCUACAACUUGCACUUGCACUAAGCCAGAGUGAAGCGGAGCAAAAAGAGAAAGAAAAGAAACGUGUGACUAACUCUUAUAAAACUAAUUUUACUUCCAUAUCACGAACGACUUAUUCUCCACCACCAUCACCAGGGCCAAGUCCUUCAAAAAUUCAAGAGGAAGAAGUUACCGAUCCAGAGCUUGCAAAAUAUCUGAAUCGCCAAUUCUGGGAGCAACGACAAAUAGCAAAUGAAGAGAAUGCUGGAGGAUCAAGACCAGACGUUACGAGCCCAAGUGCUCCAAAUAUUAGUAGUCCAAUGCCGCAACGAGUUGUUGUAGCAAAACAACAAAAUGGAGAUAUUGAUAAUCAUUUGGAUGAGUUUGUUAGCAACUUGAGAUCUCAAGUUGAAAUAUUUGUGAAUAGAAUGAAAAGUAAUUCAUCAAGGGGGCGAUCUAUUAUUAAUGAUAGCUUUUUCCAAGGUCUUUUCAUGAAUAUUACUACGAUGCAUUCGAGAUUAUUGAAGUAUAUUCAAGAACAUGAUGAUACUAGAGUUUAUUAUGAAGGAUUACAAGAUAAAUUAUCUCAAGUGAAAGAUGCUCGAGCAGCUUUAGAUGCUUUGCGUGAAGAACAUCGAGAAAAAUUACGCAGAGAAGCUGAAGAAGCUGAAAGACAAAAACAAAUGCAGAUGGCUAUGAAACUUGAUAUUAUGCGUAAGAAAAAGCAAGAAUAUUUGAAUUAUCAAAGACAAUUAGCACUACAGAAAAUUCAAGAACGUGAGAGAGAAUUGCAAAUGCGUCAAGAGCAACAAAAGCAGCAAUAUAUUAUGGGUGGAUAUCAACAAGUUCCUUCAUUUAUGGGUCCAUCUCAAGGUUCUCCAAUUCGUCACGUGCAUUACCAACCACCAGGAACUACAUACAAUCCUAUUUCUCCAACUAAUCAAGGAGUUUAUGGACCUUCUCCUUAUGGACCAGCACCUAUGGGUUCGUAUCCGAUGCAAUCUUAUCCACCCAUGCCAUCUAUGCCUCCACAUAUGAUGUCUAAUGUGUCAAUGAAUCAAGAUCAACCGCAGACAGCACCCGAAUCUAUAAUACAAAAUCGAGAAAAUUUAGCUCCUCCGCCUCAAACUGGAAUGAUGCCACAAAUGGGAAAUGUUCCGUCCAUGACACAAAUUCCUGGAGCUGGAGGUCAUCAAAUGCCUCAUCCAGGUCAGCAUCCACCACCGGCAACUCACGUACCAACAAGAAUUGGUCCCCAACCUUCUGAGAUUCCUCAAGGAGUGCCUCCACCAACUGUUAAUCCACAGAUGGCUCCAAAUCAACCACCUAUCCAUGGCCCUUCAGGCCCACCUGCGCAUAUGGGAAUGCCUCAGGUUCCUGUCGGAGUUCAAAUGCCUCAAAGUGUACAACAAAUGUCUCAACAUGUAAGUGUUGCUAAUAAUAUACCAUCCCAAGUUCCUGGAUCUAUUCAAAUGGCUCCUGGAGGAGCACCUCCACCCUCUGGAGCACCUCUUCAGCAAAAGCAAUUGCCGAUUCAAGUUACACAGCCUAUACAAUAUCAACAACCGGCUCCUGCUGCUGUUCAAUCAACGAAAAUAGAUUCUUUAGGAUCCAAUGGAGAAAAAAAAGAGGAUACUGCGGAACUUAUCUCAUUUGAUUGAAUUAUAUGUAUACUAUACAUAAUAUUGCUUUUAAAAUAUUAACAUUCUGAUUUAUAUAUAUAUAUUAAUAUUAUCGUUCAAUGUUACACUAAAAACAUAUUAAUAAUCUCUCUUUAAUAUAUUUAAGUUCUCUUACUGAAAUUCUCGUAAAAAAUGUAACAAUCAUAAAUAUUCAACAAGAAAAUGAACUACAAAUUUUAAUUACA